CGUAACGGAAGAGAGGGAGCCCUCUGCUACGCUCCGAUACCCCAAGCUCCCUACUUACUGGGAGUUUGGAGGCGGACGAAGAGCUCAACUGUUUUGAAGGCGAGUGUCGAAGGAGAAACUCUGACCACCUCCUCUUCCCGAUUGGUCGGUCUCUCUCUCUUUGUCUCUCCCGCUCUCUCUUCUCCUCUAAGCAUGUCAGAGUCGCCGUGCUGGCUCAGAGACUUCAAGAGGGGACAAAACGCAGACCUCACACACGCUGACGCUGCCUGCGUGUGCCUUGCAGAGGAAGCAAAAGCGGGAGGAAGAAGAGCACAUAAAGAAAGGAGAGGGAGAGGAAGAGAAGGGACAGAAGACAAAUUGGUCGUUUAGCAGGAUCUCAUCGGCUUUAUCAGAGCCCUCAUCCUCGGAACCAGUGUGAAAAGAAUGAGGUCCAGGACCAGUGGAAUGGAGGCUCAUGACAGCGGGCGCCUGAAGGUCAAAAGCUUCCGGAAAGACGAGGAGAAAGGAGACAUACAGGAGCUGAUGAAGAACACUCACACCACUGAGACAAACAGGGGGAGCAAGGAAGAGAACACUGGACCGGUGAAGAUGCCGAGGAGAGCAACACUGACAGACCUCUCGAAAGAGAAGCUGCUUUAUCUGCUCAGCGUCAUGGAGGGAGAGGUGCAGGCUCGUGAAGAUAUUAUUCAUAUGCUGAAGUCAGACAAGACGCAGCCUGAGACCCUGGAGGCUCACUAUGGAUCUGCUGUCCCCGUCAAACCUCUGCAGGCCCUGCAGAGAGACUGUCAGCUCUCCGGCGGGAAGCCCAUUGAUGACGUCUAUGAGAUCCCCAUGUUGGAGCUGGACCGCCUGGAGGAGAAGCAGCGGGAGACGUACAGGCGUAUGCUGGAGCAGCUCCUCCUGGCAGAGAGGUGUCACCGUCGCACCGUUGCCGAGCUGGAGAGCGAGAAGCGCAAGCAUGCCGACUACAUGAACAAGAGUGAUGACUUCACCAACCUGCUGGAACAGGAGCGUGAGAGACUAAAGAGACUACUGGAGCAGGAGAAAGCAUACCAAGCUCAUAAGGACAAGGAUAACAGCAGACGACUGGAGAAAGUGAGAGAAGAGUUGGUGAAAUUGAAGUCCUUUGCUCUGAUGCUGGUGGAGGAGAGGCAGCUCCACACUGACCAGAUUGAUCAGCAAAGCCAGAAAAUACAGGACCUCAGCAAAAAGCUGCAGGAGAGGGAACAAGACAUCGAGAGCCUCACUAGUAAAUCAAAGGAGGAUAUUCAGAAGAUUCAGAAGCUGGAGGUGGAGUCAGAGCACAGGGCUGCCAAGUUUGCACAAGAACAUGAAGAGAUGACCACCAAGCUCUCCAAUCAAGAGUUACAGAGCCGACAGCUGCGCUUGAAGUUGGCAAGUCUGUCAUGCAGGAUUGAAGAGCUGGAAGAGAGCAACAGGGUACUCCAGAAAUCUGAGGAGAACCUCCAGGAGUUGAGGGACAAAAUCAGUAGGGGAGAAUGUGGAAGCUCCAGCUUCAUGGCUGAGCUUGAGAAUCUUCGUAAGAGAGUGCUAGAGAUGGAAGGGAAGGAUGAGGAGAUCACAAAGACAGAGGCACAGUGCAAGGAGCUAAGAAGGAAACUCCAAGAUGAGGAGAGUCACAGUCAUGAGCUGAAACUUGAAAUCGAGAAGCUGCAGAAGAGGAUGGUAGACCUAGAGAAGCUUGAGACAGCUUUUACUGUGAGCAAGUCUGAAUGCGCACAGCUUCAUGCAAACCUAGAACAAGAGAAGACCUUGACAAAAAACUUAGCUCAGGAACUUGAGAAUGUGAAAACACAUAUUAACGAGCUGGAAAGCUCUGAAUCAAGGCUUGAAAAGGCUGAAGUUAACCUAAAAGAUGACUUGACAAAGCUGAAGUCAUUCACUGUAAUAUUAGUGGAUGAGAGAAAGAACAUGGUAGAGAGAAUUAAACAAGAAGAGCGCAAAAGUGAAGACAUGAGCACAAUGCUUAAGACUGAGCAAAGCAAGGUCAUGGAAGUCACAGAGAAGCUUAUCGAAGAGAGCAGAAAGCUUCUGAAACUGAAGUCAGAGAUGGAAAUGAAAGUGUCCACUCUUGCAAAGGAGAAAAAUGACCUGAGGACUAGACUAGCAAGUGAAGAGGAGAAACAAAAGGAUCUAUGUGCAAAGGUCAUCCUAAUGCAAAAAAGAAUAGAAUGUCUUGAAGAGACUGAAAGACAAUCCUUCCAAAGUAAAGUUGAUGUGGAAAAGGUGAGGUAUCCAGAUGAAGAUAACAAGGUUAAAGAGCUGACUGAGGAGAUUGAGAGGCUUAAGAACCGUCUAAAGCAGCUUGAGGUUGUGGAGGGAGAUUUGAUAAAGACAGAGGAUGAGUAUGAUAUGCUUGAAAAGAAGUAUAGAACAGAGCAGGACAAGGCCAAUGCCCUCUCUCAGCUCCUGGAGGAAAUGAAGACACAGAUUGCAAGGAACAAGGCAAUAGAAAAAGGGGAGGCUGUAAACCAAGAAGCCGAGCUGAGACUGAAGUGCAAAAUGGAGGAGGCCAAAACAAGAGAUUUGCAAGCAGAUGUUCUAGCACUCAAGGAGAAGAUUCAUGAGCUGAUGAACAAGGAGGACCAGUUAUCUCAGUUGCAAGUAGAUUACACAGUUCUACAGCAGAGGCUUAUAGAUGAAGAAGACAAGAAAAAGAUUAUGAGCCAACAGAUCCUAAACCUCACGAAAGACUUAGAGGUCACAAAACGCUACAGUCGAGCACUACGUCCUAGCAUGAAUGGCAGGAGGAUAGUGGACGUUCCCCUUACUUCAACAGCUGUUCAGACAGAGGCAGAGAGUAUUGAAGCUGUUGAAGAGGACACUCCAGCAGUAUUUAUAAGAAAGUCUGUCCUAGAAGAAAACCAUGUUAUGAGUAAUUUGAGGCAAAAAGGCCUUAAGAAACCAGCUGUGCUAGACCGUUAUCCACCUGCAGCUACAGAGUUAGGUAUCCGAAAGUCAUGGCUCCCUUGGAUGAAGAAGAAGGAUGUGAUUACUGAUGAGCAGGCUGGCUCAGACAAGACUGCCUACAAAAUUGAUAGAGAUGCACCACCUCAGCCAACUGAGCUGACCAUGUCUCAGAAACCAGGGAAACCACUGCAUAUCAGAGUGACUCCAGAUCAUCAAAAUAGCACAGCCACUUUGGAGAUCACCAGUCCUCGUGCUGAGGACUUCUUUUCGAGUGCCACCAUUAUACCCACUUUAGGGCUCCAGAAACCACGAAUCACUAUCGUUCCUAAGCCUAUUACUGUGACAUCCAAGGGCGCAACCACUGGAACAUCAUGUGGACCGGAAAGGACCAUGUCUCCAGUGACAAUUACCACCAUUUCAAGAGCAAAGAGCCCCGAUGGAAACAAGAGCCCUUACUCAGACGGUACAAGCUCCCCUGUAUCGGUCAUCACAGUCAGCACAAACCCAGUAACUCCACCGUGUGUCUCUCCAGAACCCCAGGAGAUGACCACAGGCCGGGCUGUGCUUAAGGUAACCCCGGAGAAGCAGACGGUGCCGACGCAGAUUCGUAAAUACAACCCCAAUGCUAACAUCAUAACAACAGAGGACAACAAAAUCCAUAUUCACCUGGGGCCACAGUACAAAAGGCCUCAGGAUGCUGGCAGUAGCCCCACUGUCAUGGUGAGACCUCUCACUGUGAGUGCAGAAAGCAAGGAGACUGUCCCUACAGCAACAGUGCUACGCUCACCUCGACAGGCGUCCACUUCUGCAGUGAAGACUACCUCAGGCAAGAUGACGAGCAGUAUUACCAUUACCCCCAUCACCUCUGCUCCAUCUAGACCUACCCAGUCUGUGUUGCUUCUGAAAUGUUUCAAAAUGAUAUCAGGGAGUCUCUGCUCCUUAGAUAGCUGUCUGUCCAGUCCGGGGCGGAUGUGCAGUCAUCUCGGUGCGCAGCCACGCGAAUCCCUGUGUCAAAAGAAAAUGUUGUGCUCCACAUGACUAUUGAGCCUCGCUGAGACUGUGGUUUAGGCGUUAAGGCUGGCCAGCUUUCUAAACACCUCCUCUACGGAGUGGCCCAGUCAGCACCUUCACUGGCACGAGUGUCAUCGGCAAUCCCACUCUGAACUUUAACCUCUGGAGCCCAGCUAUACUAGGAAGUCCAACAAUUUGUAUGUUGGUGAAAUUUAUGUUGGUGACAUGCACAAAAAUAUGAAGUGUAUAAAUCUGUUUUGCUGGCGACACGUUUUUUUGUAUGUGUGUUAAAGAGAGUCAGACGUGGUAGAUUCAGUGGUGACGUAUACAGUGAGGAGAGUCAUGGAGAAUAAUUGGUUGCUGCUUUAACUAUGUCAGCAGAUUCCUUCAGGUCAGUCUUGUGACUGAUUAAAGGCAUUUCUCUCUAGGCCUGUAGAGAUUAGUGAGACAGAACAUAAAUGCCGGAGAGAACAUGAUGGAGCCUACAGUUGCUGGCGCUUUGGUAACAUGGAAAGCUAAUGCAUGUGAUAGCAAGGAUGUUUAUUGUAUAUUGAAUAUUCUGAUUUUGUCACAUUCUACAAAAAUGACAAAUCAAUUAUUAGUAUCUCAUGAUUACAGAAGUAUAACAAGACUGAUAUUUGCCAUUUCAGUGUGUAUUUGGUAAUUAGUCCAACUAUUCUCAUGCAUAUAUGUCUUUCAUGGCAUAAUGUCUUCAGAAUGGUAUGGAGGGACCCACAAUAAGUAUCUGCAGUCAUUAUACUAAUUUAACCAUUUUUCUAUCCAUAGUUAGUGUUUCCUUAUUGCGUUGCUGUGAACAUAUAUGAGCACUAUAUGAUUUUACAUUUGGAAUAAAUGCACACAAUGACGCCUGUUUGAGCAGUGAGCAUUUUGAGUGAUAAGGACAAAGCUGUGUUUGGAAGUAGUUGUGCUUUUAAAAUCAACAACAGUGGUAACUGAAGAAAACAAAGCCUAUCACUAAGUCGAUACAAAGGACCUACGGGCUAUAGAUUUACUUGUACAUCUGCCACUUUGCAAUUAAAGAUGCAUAUAAUCAAA
Messenger RNA from Electrophorus electricus (electric eel), 4998 nucleotides. It is a transcript of the gene filip1b, whose product is annotated as filamin A interacting protein 1b. NCBI's taxonomy places the organism in Eukaryota, Metazoa, Chordata, Actinopteri, Gymnotiformes, Gymnotidae. The record is from RefSeq and is a predicted model, not a curated record.